Messenger RNA from Tarenaya hassleriana, 1741 nucleotides. Its product is annotated as probable sugar phosphate/phosphate translocator At3g11320. The transcript has 4 exons. The coding region runs from base 373 to 1299 and encodes 308 amino acids. Gene Ontology annotation, molecular function: antiporter activity. NCBI's taxonomy places the organism in Eukaryota, Viridiplantae, Streptophyta, Magnoliopsida, Brassicales, Cleomaceae. Gene Ontology annotation, cellular component: Golgi apparatus. The record is from RefSeq and is a predicted model, not a curated record.
UAUUUUAUUUUAAAAUUAAUAAAAAGAGUUGCUGCAGCUUUAACCAAGAUCCCUCCUUUCGCAGCAGAGAGGAGUUCUUCUUCUUCUUCUUAUCGAAAUCUUCAUCUCCUUUUGUCUGUUUUCAGCAUUUCCGCGUGUUUUCAUCGUAACCCAGUCCUGUAUUGAUUCGAUGGAAUAACAGAAACUCCCAAAUCUCUGUCCGGAAUUUCUUCCUACCGGCGGCCAGAUCGAUUCCUUUGGCGGCAGAAUCCGCAACUCCCCAGUUCGUAAAAUUUCGCGGGGGUUUCGGAUUUCUCCGGACACCAUCGACCAGAUCGAUCGAUAUCCAUUGCUGUAAACCCAUUUCCGAGGAAACCCACGAGGAAGACUACAAUGAAGAUGGCGGCGAAUGGCAGGUUGUUCACAAUAGGGCUCGUAACGUCAUGGUAUUCGUCGAACAUUGGAGUUCUGUUGCUGAACAAGUACUUGCUCAGCAACUAUGGCUUCAAGUACCCGAUCUUCCUCACCAUGUGCCACAUGACGGCGUGUUCGCUCCUCAGCUACAUCGCCAUUGCUUGGAUGAAGAUGGUCCCUAUGCAGACGAUCCGAUCCCGAGUCCAGUUCCUCAAGAUCUCGACGCUCAGCCUCGUUUUCUGUGUGUCGGUGGUCUUCGGGAACAUCUCCCUCCGGUUCCUACCUGUGUCGUUCAACCAGGCGAUCGGCGCCACGACGCCGUUCUUCACCGCCGUGUUCGCUUACCUGAUGACGCUGAAGAGGGAGGCAUGGUUGACUUACGUCACUCUCAUCCCCGUCGUCACCGGCGUUAUCAUUGCCAGUGGGGGUGAGCCAAGUUUCCACCUUUUCGGAUUCAUCAUGUGCAUUGCAGCUACAGCUGCAAGAGCGCUCAAAUCAGUGCUUCAAGGAAUUUUGCUUUCUUCUGAAGGGGAGAAGCUCAACUCCAUGAAUCUCCUCCUUUACAUGGCUCCCAUUGCUGUCGUGUUCCUUCUGCCGGCUACCCUUAUUAUGGAGAGAAAUGUUGUCAGCAUUACACUUGCUCUCGCAAGAGACGAUUUCCGAAUAAUUUGGUAUCUUCUGUUCAAUUCAGCCCUUGCGUAUUUCGUGAACUUGACCAAUUUCUUGGUCACCAAACACACCAGCGCCUUGACACUUCAGGUGCUAGGGAAUGCCAAAGGCGCGGUGGCAGUGGUGAUCUCGAUUCUAAUAUUCAGGAAUCCCGUCUCAGUGACUGGAAUGCUCGGUUACGCUCUCACGGUCUGUGGGGUGAUUCUUUACAGCGAAGCCAAGAAAAGAAGCAAAUGAAAAGAAAAAAACCGACACCUGAGUUCAUCAUUCCUCCAUAUACUUGACUCUCUUCAUUUCAUAUAUAUAUAUAUAUAUAUAGAUAUAUGUUUUUAUAUUUUCUUCAAUCUGGGAAAAAAAGGGGCAAGUCUCUUUGCUGUUGUGAGCAAAUCCUUACACAGCAUCCCCUUGCUCUUCUGCCUGUAAUGGAUGGGCGCCUCUCCUCUUAACAAAAAGGAAGCAACACCAGAAGCAGAGCACAGAGGAUGAUUGCCCAAAAAAAAAAAGAAUUUAGAGGAUCUCCAAAUAAGUGAUUCUUUUUCUUCUUCUUUGAUUCCCUUUGGAAUUCUCUGUUGUUUUGAUUGUAGGUUUGUUCUAAGGGUAAAGAGAGAUUUAGCCAUUUUGAUUCAUUACGUUUUGGGUUAAUUAAUUAAUGGAAAGGGCUAAGGAUUUUUUCUUUUUC